CCUAUUUUUCUACGCGCAGCCAUGCGCAGCUUUUAUCUUUUCUUUUCUAGUUGGCUGUCGGCGAGUCGGCGUCACAUCUGUCUGUUUUGUAACGUAUUUGGUGUGCAUCAGUCGCCAUUUUACUUGUGAUUUUAAUUUGUUCUCCGUUUAUUCAACAUGGGAGAUAGCUACGGCGGCGGCGGUGGUGGUUACGGUGAUUAUUCUCAACCUCCACCCUCUACAGCUUACCCUGGAUUCGGAGGAUCGAGUGGUUAUCAAGCUAGUAGUGGUGGCUCACAAGGAGGGGCCGGUGGUGGAGGCGGCGGCUCUUGGGGAGGCCAAAGUAGAGGAAAUCAAAGUGGCGGAUACGGUGGAAACCAAGGAGGUUACCAAACCAGUAGUUAUGGCUCUGGAGGAGGUAGUGGUGGAGGAGGAGGAGGCUAUGGAAAUGGCAAUAGUUACGGCGGAGGUGGAGGAGGAGGAUAUGGAGGCGGUGGUGGAGGUGGUUAUGGAGGUGGCCGAGACCGUGGCGAUAGAGAUGUAGGCAGACGAGAUAAUUUUGGAGGCGGCAACAGGGGUGGUGGUUAUAACAAAGGAGGAGACAAUCUAGUAAUACAAGUUGAUACAAUAUUUGUAUCUGGAAUGAAUUCUGAUUUAACCGAAGAUGAUAUUGAACAACACUUUGGCUCCAUUGGUAUAAUAAAGAUUGACAAGAAGACGAAUAAACGUAAAAUUUGGCUCUACAAGGACAAAGCGACGGGUCUGAGCAAAGGAGAAGCGACCGUUACGUAUGACGACCCCAACGCCGCCCAAUCCGCCAUCACUUGGUUUGACGGCAAAGAAUUCCAAGGCUCCACGAUCAAAGUUCAAUUGGCAACCAAAAAGGACACUUGGAGCGGCGGUGGUGGUGGUGGUGGAGGAGGCGGCGGUGGUGGCGGCCGAGGAGGUGGUGGUGGUAGAGGCGGUGGCGGCGAUAGGGGCGAUCGCCGAGGCGGCGGAGGUUUCGGUGGACCCAGAGGCGGUAGAGAUGGCGGAGGCCGAGGUGGUGGCGGUGGCGGCGGUAGAGACAGAGAAGGCCGUGAAGGCGAUUGGAAAUGUCCGAAUCCUGACUGUAACAACACCAACUUCUCAUGGCGAAAUCAAUGCAAUAGGUGUAGCGAACCCAAGCCCGAAGGCGCCGGUGGUGGCGGUGGAGACGAUAGACGAAGCGGAGGUGGUAGAGAUCGCGAUGGCGGUGACAGAGAUAGACGUGGAGGCGGCGGCGGAGGUUUUAGAGACCGCGGUAGCAGAGGAGGAGGAGGUGGAUUUGGAGGUGGCCGUGGUGGUGGCCGAGGAGGCGGAUUUGGCGGUGGACGAGGUGGCGGCGGCGGAGGAGGAAGAUUUUACGACUAGGAGUUCUGCCUGACUGAACCCCAUAACCUGAUGAGUUUUUUUCGUUUUUGUGGAAAACUAUUAAUUUUAAUGACUUACUUUUAGUAUAAUAUAUAAUAAAAUAUCUUUUAA
This is a messenger RNA of Psylliodes chrysocephalus, 1482 nucleotides long. Lineage: Eukaryota; Metazoa; Arthropoda; Insecta; Coleoptera; Chrysomelidae. The record is from the annotation of a GenBank genome assembly.